UAAAACUAUGAAAUGUAGUAAAGACUCUCCUGGUUAUCAGGUCUGAGUUCCGCUGUUUAAGUCAUGAUGAGUAAAUCCUCAAUAUGGCUCAUGGUCGCGCAGGAGAAAAGGGAUUCGGGCAGGAUGGAUGGACUGAGGGGGAAGGGGAAGAGUUUAUGAGUAACGUUAGAGAGUAACGGGUGAUCGAGAGCGAGUCAGUCACAACAAUUCAGCGCUUCACAGAGAGGAAGCCGAUCUAACGUGCUUCAUCUGUCACACGGCAGUAUUAAAGGGACAAACACACUCCUGGAGGUUUCUGCCCAGGGGAUCCGGGGACGUCAAGAAGUUGCUGUUGCUAGAGGCUUGCAGUCACUUCCACUCCAAGACUGUCCUGCAUAGACUUAAAACUUACUCAGUUUAUGAAUCAGAGUCCCUCACACACACAGUCAAGCCUAUAUACAAACAUUCAACAGACACCUGUCAUACACGCAUAACCAUUCAUACAUACGCCGUCAUGGCCAAUAUUUCUCCAUACGGCUGCUUCACGCAUGCUGUGGUCAGAGGUAUCCCAGAAUCCUUUGGGAAGUUGGCGGAGGGCGGAGAAGGGUUUCAGACGGACCUCGCCAAGGCCCAGCGUCAGAUGGGGGUGCUGACAGGCGCGCUGAGGCAGAAAUUGGGGCUGCAGUUGAUAGAAAUCCCAGCAGUCUCCGAGCUGCCGGAGAGCUGGAGGAUCGAAGACGUGGCUGUGAUCCAAGGUGACACGGCGCUCAUCACACGACCCCUCAAACAGCAGAGACGCAAUGAGGCGGAGGCGGUGAGGCGCGUCCUGAGCGAGCUGAAGCUGACGGUGCUGGAGAUGGGCGACGAGGAGGGCGGGUCUGCUGGAGCAACUCUAGAAGGAAGUGAUGUCCUCUUCACUGGAAAAGAGUUCUUUGUAGGCAUUUCGAAACACACCAAUCACCGUGGGGCAGAAGUUUUGGCUGACACCUUCAAGGACUUUGCGGUGUCCACUGUGCCGGUGUGUGGAGGCUCUCGUCUGAAGAACAUCUGCUCCAUGGGUGGCCCUGAUACCAUCAUCAUCAGCAGCAGUGACGGGGCCAAGAAAACACUCCGAGUGAUGGAGCAGCUGACUGACCAUCACUAUGAGAUCUUGUCUGUACCCGAGGAUGUCGCUGCUAACUGCAUUUACAUCAGAGGUCCUGCUAAAGUGGACUACCUCCUGCACCCCACAGCGGAGGAGUGUCCCAACAGUAUUCCUGCUUUCCAGCGUUUGACAGACUACACCCUGCUGCCCACCGCCUGCAGCGAAGCCUCCAGACUCGGGGCGGCGCUGUCCUCCCUUUGCCUACUCAUCAACAAGAAACCCAACUAUUGAGACACUCAAGUACAAUCAUUGCAUAAUCAUAUUUACUUUGUUUUCUUAUGCAUUCACUUCAGUCUGAGGUUUUAGGGGCAGAAAUGGCCCAGUUAGAACUGGUUUGCUGUUGUCUGCAACUAUCCAUAUGUUUCUCUUAUGCUUUAAUUCCCAAGCUCAGCUGCAGGUUUGUUUGGAUUUUCAGAAUGGACACACAUUAUGAGAGUAAAUUAAUAAAUGGCCUUGAAAUAAACAACCUUCUCUCACAGUGAAACUGAGGGGUUAAAGUGAUGGUUCACCCCAAAAAUAAAUUCUUUUGCUCUUUACUCCUUGGGUGUUUUUUGUUCAAAUUCAGGGCUUCUCCAUUCUGGACCUCAAGCUCCAGCCUUGACCAAACUUGCCAGCCUCUAACUUUUUUAGCAGUCCUGAAGACCUCGAUCAGCUUGUUCGUGUGUGCUUGAUCAGGGUUGUGGACCUUGAGGGCCAGAGCUGAGAACCCCUGCUCGAUUGACUUACAAGAUGUGUAGUUUCAUGGCUUCUGUAGGUUUAUUAUUCAAUGAUUUAAUAUCUUUUCCACCCAAUUAAGAUGGGCAUGUUAGUGAAUAAAUCAGAUUAUAUAGAUAUCUGUAGUGUGGCACAAGCACAAAACCAGUUUAUUUCUCAUGAAGGUGUCCGGGAAGAGAUGGGUUUGGGUCAUUGAUUUUUACUGUACUUAUCUAACCCUAAUCAAAGCCCACAUAUUAACCUGUGAGAACAUCAUUGCAUGUUCAGACCACAACAUGUUAACCUGUGGGAAUGUGAAAUAGGUUGUAUAUGAGGCCACAAGCUUGUUUUGUCAAGGUAACAACAUCCUUACUGUAUGUUGUGGUGUCACUCUAAUGUGUUUUUCAAUUGUUACGUUACUGAUAUAAUAGUAAUGCAAAAAGUACUAUUGUUUUUUUUUUCCAUUUAGGUCAAAUACCUUUUAAAAGUAAUUAGAUUAACUAAAUCUCUAUUAAAGCAAUGCAGUGAAUGAGAAUUGUUUGCUCUCCCAGUGGUUAAAUCAUAGAAAAGAAAACAAUGCAUUCAUCUCCAAAAAGGCUCAGAUGUAAGAUAAAUAAUUUUGAUAUGUAUUAUUCCAAUAAAAAUUUACAAUUUAAAUUAAAAAAUUUACAUUUUCUUGUACAGCUUUUUAUUAUUUCAGGAAAAUUCCACAUAUACAAGCAGGGUCAGGGUCCAUGACAAAUUUAAUUAAUUUCCUCCAGGAGACCAAGGCCUACAGCACCUGUUUGGAGAACAUU
Molecule: messenger RNA, 2613 nt
Organism: Sinocyclocheilus anshuiensis
Lineage: Eukaryota; Metazoa; Chordata; Actinopteri; Cypriniformes; Cyprinidae
Product: N(G),N(G)-dimethylarginine dimethylaminohydrolase 2-like
Exons: 6
Coding region: 494-1354 (286 amino acids)
Source: RefSeq, a predicted model, not a curated record